AUGUCCUGCUUCAGCGGCUUGGAGGAAUGGUGCGAUUGCAUCCCGUUCUUGUGCCCACCAGUCGACGAGAGUCGGGAGCAGGAGGAGCUCUCUACUCUGAUCGGGUUCUUGGCCAAGGUCCCUCUGUUCAAGGAUCAGCUCCCGCCUGCGAUCCUGCCCGACAUAGCGAUGAAGCUCAAGCGACGCAGGUGGCAGCCUGGCAAGGAGAUUUGCCGACAGGGCAAAUCUGCCAAUGAGUUUUUCGUCGUCGAGUCUGGCAAGGCCCUCGUCUUCUGCGAGCGCAGCGGACUGAACGGGCCCUGCUCGGAGUUGACCGCUGGGGACUACUUCGGGGUGCGCAACCUGAUCGAAGGGGGUCGGGCCUCUUGGCAGAUCAGUGUCGUCAGCGCUGGACCAGGCGAGUUCGUCACGCUCUCCAUGACGCGGAAAGAGUUUGUGAGACUAGGCCUUCACAAGAAGCUCUCUGCGCCGAGAAGACCCGCUCUCUUCGGGUUCGCUUCUGGCCCAUUGGCCCACAGUGACGGUUUAAGCGCACCGGCGCCAGCUACGACAGAGGACAGGAUUUUUCUGACGGCCGUGCUUCGGGCCAACGUGAACAUCAGACACCUGCUGGACAGUGGCUGUAGGUUGGACUCGCUCGUGGACAGCGCCAAGCGGAAGACGGUGGAACAAGGCGCAGAUGUCUUCAGCAGCGACAAGGUGGCGCCAGAGAUCAUCGUCGUGCUGCAGGGCUCCUUCGACGUCAUACACUCGGACAAGGUCGAGUCCAACCAGAAGUCUGCGGAGGCCGCUGCCGUCAGGAUUAUGACGCUGAACAAGGCCGAGGAGCACCAGCCGUCGAUGGUGGAGGCGCGCAGCGCGCCGGCGAACCUCUCGGCGAGGGGCGGCGAAGACGAGGCCGACUCCAACGACGAGUGCGCCGCCUCGUGCCCCGUGCGCAUGCAGUCGGCCAUGGUCAUGAGCACCCCGAGCGCGAUCACGAACAAGAAGGAGGUCUACACGAGGCCGCGCCACAACAGCGUGGCCAGGUCCAGCAAGUCCCCGAGGCUCCGCGCGGGCGACUCGGUCGCGUGGUCGGGCGCGCCCGGGAAGCGGCCGCGGCUUCCGGUGCCGGGCGCCAGGAGGAGGAGCAUCCGCGACGCCCUCCAGAUGGGGCAGCUGCGGCCGGUCGCGGAAGCGUCCAGGGACGAGGAGGACGAGGUGGGCACCGUCGUAGACGUCUCCGACAACCGGGUGGUCGUCUGGUUCAGCAGCGUCGGCCAGCAGAUCGUCAUGCCGGAGGACGUCGUGAAGAGGGGCGACGGCGAAAGCCGCAAUCGGCGGCUGAAGCGCGGGGACUGCUUCGGUGAGGUCUCCGUCGUGUACGGCGCCAAGCUUGGGGCGACCCUGAAGGCGCGCGAGAAGUCCUUGGUGUUGUCGAUCCCCAGGAGGUGCAUCAAGGUGGCCAUCCGAGGCGAGAGCCCAGACGUCGACCAGUUCGAGAUGCUGCUGAAGGAGGUGAAGCUGCUGGGGCCCCUGCUGUCCGCCGAGGUGCGAGAGAUAGCCCGCAACGCGCACGGCAGGAAGACGUUCGAGCCGAACGCUGUUAUCCAAGUGGAGGGGAGCGUCCGCAAGGACACGCUGUGGUACGUUGUGGAGCGGGGGGACUGCAAGGUGUCCACCAGGGAGAAGGGCGUCAUCAGCACCCUCAGUAGGGGGAAGCACUUCUCGAAGAAUACUCUGUGCUCUGUGCUCAGAACCUCGGGACAGAUGCCGACCAGCAGGUGA
Molecule: messenger RNA, 1767 nt
Organism: Prorocentrum cordatum
Lineage: Eukaryota; Dinophyceae; Prorocentrales; Prorocentraceae
Source: the annotation of a GenBank genome assembly